AUGCCGGCCCCAACAACGCAAGCAAAGUCGACCACCGACAUCGCCAACGCGGGCUUUUCCCACAUCCAGACGUCCAAGGGCAGCGCGGCUCGCACUUCACCCGACUUUCUCGUCCUCGUCCUCGACAUCAAUCCGCUGGCAUGGACGAGAAGAUCCGAAGCGCUCGGGAAAGGAAAGGGCAAGCAAACAUCGAGCGACGUUGCUCUGGAGGAUGCGCUUUCCGCCAUCAUGAUCCUUCUUAAUGCGCACAUGGCAAUGCAGCACGAGAACGGCUUGGCCAUCUAUGCCGCAGCUGGAACAGGUACCGCCCAGCUCCUCUAUUCCACGGCUUCCUUCUCAGUCAAGGCUGCUGACGCGGGCUCGACGAGCUCGGCGGCUUCUACGAGUGCGCACAAACCGGAUGCCAACACUUAUCAACAUUUCAAGCUGGUCGACGACAAUCUCGAACAGGGCAUUCGAGACACGUGCAAGUCCAUGUUCGAUCGUGCAAGACAGGCGCAAGAGGCCGUUGAUGCAAGCGGCGACGAAGAAGCGGUGAAGCAGGCAACGCUGGCGCGCUCGGUCAAUGUAGGCAUCGUAUCUGCGCUUUCGCAGGCUCUUUGCCAUCUGAACCGGCUGGGACUGAGCGAUGCCACGGAUGCAGCCAACACAGGGAACGGGAUAGCAGCAACGGCGCAGACUCGCGCAGGAGGCGGCAAUGCAUCGUCCGGAGGGAGCGGUGUUGGAGGCGCCGGUAGCAUGGGCAGCUUCAAGUCGCGCAUCCUCAUCCUCAGCGUGACGCAGGACGCUUCGACGCAGUACAUCCCCAUGAUGAACUGCAUCUUUGCCGCUCAGAAGAAGGGCAUCACCAUCGACGUCUGCAAGUUGUUUGGAAGCGAUACGGUCUUUCUUCAACAGGCCUCCUAUCUCACUUCGGGAACCUACUUUCGCCUGUCCGACGACCAGGAUCAGGUUGGUGGCGACAAGUCGGCCGCCCCGGAUAUGCGCUCUAGCCUAGUGCAGACCUUGCUCACGACGUAUUUGCCAUCACGCUCCAUGCGAGGUGUCAUGAACCUGCCGACGCUAGAAGAGAUCGAUUUCCGGGCGGCCUGCUUCUGCCAUCGCAAGAUCGUUGACAUCGGAUACAUCUGCAGCGUCUGUCUGAGUCUCUUUUGCUCGCCGAGACCUUUCUGUCUUACGUGCCGGUCCAAGUUUCCCAAGGACACGUUGAAGAGGUAUGAGAAGGAGCUGCAGUUCACUGCCAGUACCGACGCCGCCGCCAUAGCAUAG
Messenger RNA from Pseudozyma hubeiensis SY62, 1269 nucleotides. RefSeq lists its product as hypothetical. Gene Ontology annotation, cellular component: transcription factor TFIIH holo complex; transcription factor TFIIH core complex. Lineage: Eukaryota; Fungi; Basidiomycota; Ustilaginomycetes; Ustilaginales; Ustilaginaceae. The transcript has a single exon. Gene Ontology annotation, biological process: regulation of DNA-templated transcription; nucleotide-excision repair. The record is from RefSeq and is a predicted model, not a curated record. Bases 1 to 1269 code for a protein of 422 amino acids.